GGAGGAGGAAGAGGAGUCCGUCAGUGGAUGUGACACGCUUACAAAUACAUAGAAAACAACCCAGCGAGCAGCAGGAGACCAUGCUCCGGCUCCAGCAGCGUGUUUAGACUGCUAGAUUCAAGUGGACAUCGGACUUUUGUUUUCGUGUUGUUUCUCUGUCUUCCCGUGUCCUCGGAGGCAGCAGCGCCAUGGUGAAGCAGUCGGAUCGAGCCCCGCUACUGGACUGGGAGGAAAUCCCACCACCCGACCCGAACCAGACGGGCCCGCCGCCGCCGCCGCCGCCGCCGCCGCCGCCACCACCGCCGCGGGACGGGGACGCUCCGGCGGAGAAAAGUUCGCAGCCACCGACAGGCACUGCGGCUGGUUCUGGGUGGAGCAGCAGCACCACCGCCGCCGCCGCCACCAUCGCCACCACCACCAUCACCUGCAGUCCGUCUAGGAAUGUAACAGCUGCUGUUGCCAGCGGGGACGGAAGCCCGGGCCAUCCGCGAACAGAUCUCCGUGGGCACGGGUGGAAUCGCCCGGAGCCUGUCGGUACAGAUCGUAACGUUCCCUUCCCCGGCCUCUCGGUGCGAGAUCAGUGGGAGGAAAAAGACCAGAUCGUGGCUGUGUUUGUGGUUACCUUUGAUACGAGAUCAGGGAAUAUGGUAGAGUGGUGCCUGCCUCACGACAUCAACCUGGAUGGAGUUGAAUUCAAGUCCAUGGCCAGCGGUUCCCAUCGGAUCACCAGUGACUUCAUAUAUUUCCGCAAAGGCUGUUACUUCGGUCUGGCCUGUUUCGCUAACAUGCCUGUGGAGAGUGAGCUGGAGCGAGGAGCGAGGAUGAAGUCUGUGGGAAUUCUGUCUCCCUCCUACACUCUGCUUUACCGCUACAUGCACUUCCUGGAAAACCAAGUCAGACACCAGUUGCAGUGUCCAGGCCAGUAUUCUCCACUGGAGGCCUUCUAUGAGGAUAAGAAGGCUGUCCUUCCACCCACAGGAAAUGGCCUGGUCACCGCUUGUCCAACCUGGAGUGUUACAAGCAUCAACCGCUGCAUGCACCCAGAAAUGAAGAUCACCCACCCGGCUGGCUGCAUGUCUCAGUUCAUCCAGUUUUUUGGUGAGCAGAUAAUGGUGCUGUGGAAGUUUGCUCUGCUUAGGAAACGUCUCCUCAUCUUUUCCCCUCCACCUGUUGGUGUGGUCUGCUACAGAGUGUAUUGCUGUUGCUGCCUGGCCAACGUGUCUCUGCCUGGAAUCGGCGUCUCUGUGCCUGAAUUACGGCCUUUCUUCUACAUCAACAUAGCCGACAUCACUGCCCUGGAAACAGAGAUGUCGUAUGUGGCCUGUACCACAGAGAAGAUUUUUGAGGAGAAGAAGGAGCUGUACGACGUCUAUGUCGAUAACCAGAAUGUGAAAACGCACAGAAGCCAUCUGCAGCCGUUGCUCCGUCUGAACUCAGCAGAUAAGGAGAAGUACAGGAAACUGACUGAACAGAGACAAAUGUUGCUGUACUCUCAGGAAGUGGAUGGAGACUGCACGUCAAAUGAAGAGGAUCUUUUCAUUUUGUUCUUCAUGGAGCUGAAUAACCGCAUCUUCCAGACCCUGUCAGAGGUAGCAGGGAGCACUGAUCCCACCCUGACCACUGAGCAUGUGAGAGCCAUGGGGCUGGAUCCCCAGGGUGAUCGCUCCUUCCUGGUUGACCUGCUGGAGGUGUACGGCAUCGACGUCACCCUGGUCAUAGACAACCUCUGUUGCCCCUGAGGCCCCCCGACCCCACCUACACCACACACUCAGCCUGGGAAACUCAGGAUGUCACUGGAUUAUCUGUGCCUUCAAGGCCCACACACACCAAGACACUGAAGACACUGCCUCCACCCUGGGGUUUCAUCUGUUUCCUCCUGUCCCCUCCUGGGUGUCUGUUUCCCCUCUGUGUGUGUCUCAUCUGACCUGUGGAGACUGUUUCCGACCAGUGUGGGUGAUAAGGACUCUUAAACGUUGGUGCACUGGUCCACGAUGGCUGAUAAACACCUGCCUAGCAGACAGUGUCGCUUGGCAGCUGCGCCCUCUUAUAGCCAUUCACAUCUCAUGUCACUCUGUACUGUUUUUGUUUUUUUUUCUUUUUGGUCAGAUGUACUGUUUUCAUGUGUGUGCUUGUCUGACUUUGAUUCCUGCUUAAGUGGCCAGGCUUUAAGCACUGGACGAAGACAUUAAAAAAACAGUCUUGAUCAGGCCUGGUCAUCGCAGCAGGAUGAUUGGUCUCAUCACAGUGAAGAAAGUCAGUGGAACGUUCACAAUCCUGCAGCUUUGCUGAUCACUUAUGGUUUUUCUGAAGAAAAGAGUUUUAUGAUUGGGAAAUGUUUUUAGUCCCAGAAAUGAAUUUGUGUGCUUCAGAUACCUUUCAUUGGAAAUUCUAACCACCAUAAUGUGCGACAAAUCCAACAACUUCAAAACUUCUGCUGUAACAGCAUACGUAGGCAGAAAAAUCUGUCUUGCUCUCGUAAAGCUACUUCUGGAGUUAGAAAAAUAAAAGCUCUUUGACUACUUUAUUUGCCUUUCAAAGAGAAAGCAAUAUGAGUCUGUGAUGGUUGAAAGUAUCGGCCUUUUCAAUGUAUAUUCUCUUUUUUUAUAGCGGGUAGGGUUAAUUAUUCUGAAGGAGAAAAAAAAAUGUCAUAAAAACUUAGUUCACCUUUAUGCACCUUCAACACGAGGUAGACCUGGAGACUUUUUGUCACGUGAUGUGUCUAACUUGUCGUAAUUGGCAGAGGUUCUCAUCAAUGAAUGUGACUCUAUAACACUAACUUAUCAUGAAUGCUGCACCAUGUCCACCACUGGACUAUUUCCUGAUGCACACACUGAUCAUGCUUAACUAUACUGUUUUUUUUAAUGCUAUGUUUAUGACUUACAGUCUGAGCCAGCAAAUGGUUGUGGAAUGGAGGAGUUGUAUGUGUGUGUUGUGCUGUUCUUUUUUUUUUUUUCUUUCAAACCAGAAGCUGGUUUAUCAGUGGAAGCUAAUAUAUCUCUUGUGAUCCUGUUGAGUGAAGAGUCCUUGGUGGAGCUGUUUGUAGUUUACUUGUUGAUCAGCUUCAAAGAGAUCCUCCUCUCCAGUUGUCUGUGUCCAUGACAAAGAUCUCUUUGUGUUUUUUUUUUUUUUUUUGAGAUCUGGUAACAUCAGGCUUAGGCCUGAGCAGGAGCUUUAACUCCUCCUCUACGGGCAGAUUCACAGAAAGGCCCCCGUCUUUUCCAGCUGAGGGUUUCCUCUCAUUCUUUUCAACGCGGUCCCAUUCAGUGAAUCCAGCUCUAGUGAUGGGCCAACUGUGUCUUUUGAAUGCGGCUGGCAGGCUGGUUUAGUUCAUCCAUCACAUUGCCAAUCGGAGUGAUAAUUUGUUCCAUGUUGGAACACAUGAGGUUGAUGUUUGCCUCGUAUAAAUUUGGAGCAGUGGUUCUCAGCCUUCUCAUGGGCCCCCUGAUUGCAAGCUAAAACACCAAGUCAUUUUUAAAAAAAAACUUCUCUGUGUCUCCCCCUUUCCUGGACAUUGCUAUUGGUACUGUGCACUGUGUGUAAGUACACUGACAGCCACUGGAAAACCUGAAUCAGAUUCCUUGUAUGUUAUUCUCUUAAUUCACUGAAAAACAUCAACAGUCAACAGAUACUCAUAUUUUCCAUCAUCACAUUCCAUAACAUGUUCGUUCAGGGGCUUGAUUUGCAGGUUGAGAACUGCUAGUUUUAUAAGCCUGUAUUGUAGCUUGACUUGCCACUUAAGCAGGUCAAGAUGUUUUCUGGUUUGGUUUCUAAAAAAAAAAAAAAUGAAAGAAAGAAGGUGCUUUAAAUGUUGUAUAUGAAAGAAAAGGGCAUCUUUGUUGUUUAAAUGAGGCCUUAAGGAAAUAUGACUUUCUCAAACUUACUUCA
Messenger RNA from Toxotes jaculatrix (banded archerfish), 3885 nucleotides. It is a transcript of the gene dennd11, whose product is annotated as DENN domain containing 11. The coding region runs from base 189 to 1739 and encodes 516 amino acids. Gene Ontology annotation, cellular component: cytoplasm. Lineage: Eukaryota; Metazoa; Chordata; Actinopteri; Toxotidae. The record is from RefSeq and is a predicted model, not a curated record. The transcript has 9 exons.